ACUGUAUACGAUUCAGACCAGACCAAGCUUCACAAGUCACAGUUUCAUAGACCAAGCUUCACACAUCAAGCUUCACUCCAUCGUCUUCUCCACUCAAGCAUUGGUGGACUAGAUCAGACUCUAUACGAUUCAGACCAGACCAAGCUUCACAGGCCACAGCUUCACAGAUCAAGCUUCACUCCAUCGUCUUCUCCACUCAGGGUUGAUCGAGCAACUCCUUCUCCACUGGAUCUCUCAUUGCUCAAGCUUCACAGGUCACAGCUUCG
Ilex paraguariensis (yerba mate) is the source of this 266-nucleotide messenger RNA. The record is from the annotation of a GenBank genome assembly. Lineage: Eukaryota; Viridiplantae; Streptophyta; Magnoliopsida; Aquifoliales; Aquifoliaceae.